This is a messenger RNA of Tyto alba (common barn owl), 1814 nucleotides long. Its product is annotated as protein ELYS-like. The transcript is spliced from 10 exons. Lineage: Eukaryota; Metazoa; Chordata; Aves; Strigiformes; Tytonidae. The record is from RefSeq and is a predicted model, not a curated record. Bases 1 to 1173 code for a protein of 390 amino acids.
AUGCACGUGAAUGAGAGUUUGCGUGGAACACUUGGAGAUGAGAAUAAGGGACAUGUGAACUCACGAGGAAUAGAAAAAUUAAGAGAUGAUUUUAAAUCUGCCAGAGAGCAAUCUCGCUCGAAAUAUUUGUCCAAAUUCGGGGACCACUCUCAGCUUGCAGGAGGAAGGAUUCCUGUCUAUGCUGUCACUUUUCAAGAGCCUGAAAAGGAUCCUCGCAACUGUUGCUACUUGUGGGCUGUUCAGUCUACCCAAGAAAGUGAAGGUGACGCUGUGAGUUUACAUCUGUUGCAGUUACUAUUUCAUGAGAGAAAACGCCUGGCAUCAGGACAGGUCAUGUACGAGGGUUUGGAAUACUGUGACGAAAGGUUCAGUUUAGAUCUCACGUGUGGAGUCUUUCCCUGGAGAGGGCCGACCGGCAAUACCAAAUUUCUGAGCUGCCAGACUGUAGAAAAAUUUCCCAAGCCGGUUGACGGAGAGGAUAGCGUUAAUGAAGUAAUAUCUCCUGAGACCAGUGUAUCAGUCUUCAGCUGGCAAGUGAAUACGUAUGGUGAGGGAAAGCCAUCUACUUACUUGGGUGUAUUUGACAUUAACCGCUGGUAUCACGCUCAAAUGCCAGAUUCACUGAGGCCGGAAGAACUCCUUCACGACUGCCCCUAUUUUGCGCUGUGGUCACUGGAUACUGGACUAAGUAUGACUUCUCCAAGCCUCGUUUUGGAUAUUCGAGUACGUGAGCAGAGUCUCUGUCGCGGAGUGCCUCCUUCCUAUCCACCACCUGAUCAGUUUUUUAAUCCAAGCUCCUAUAAUUUUGAUGGUACGUGCUUGCUGAACUCCGGAGUUGUCCAUAUGACUUGCACCAGCUUCCAGAAGGAGAAUGAUCGCCAUCCUCGCUUCAGAGAGGGGGCAUGUGCCAGAAAGUCUGAAUUACGCCCAUAUCGGAAGAUCCUUCCUAGAGUUCAAAGGCAGCUGGCUGCAGAGAGAGCCAGGCCUUACCAUUUGCCUUCGUCGGCCUUAAGAGGAGUUGCGAGACCAAAGCCAGUAUCAAGAGCAAGAAAACCAGCCAAUUCAGGAUAUCUGGAUAUCAUAGCAACUUUCAUGAGUAAUGUGUUAUCCAGAAUUGGAGCAGCAUGGGCAGGAAAUGAGCAGAAAACCUUUUCCUCACGAUAUGAUAGGUAACCAACGAUGAUAUAGCACUGCCUGGGGAUUCAUGGGAGCAUCAUCAUGGAAUGGCGGAGGAUGCAUCGUCUGAGACUAGAGAUAAGGCAACUGUGCUUACUCUGAGCAAUCCUGAGGAGGAUCGUGCUGAAGUGGAAGCGUUUUCAAAAAGCAUACCUGGAGAUGGUUUGGAGAAAAUGGAUGUCAGCAAAGAAAACAGCAACUUCUCUGCCCGUUCAGACCAAACUACUUUGGAGUAUCACGAUGCAAAAUCACCUGGCGGUUUUUCAUCUGUUCCCAUGUGCCGAAUCGCAAAUAGCUUAGCUGUUGAUUUCUGGUGGCGAAAAAACAAGCUACAGGCAGCAGCCAGCCCGUGUUUUCUCAUGAGUUGAUAGGCAGUGCUUUUCACCUCUUAGUCUAGGCCAAUCUGAAAAUACUAUGAAAUUGUAGACUCUCAAGUAAGAAGGUAGCAGUUUUUUCUUAUUUUGUUGGUACUUUUGUCUUCUGUGCAAAACUUGCAGGUUUCCAAUCCAGGAAUGCUUUUUUUUUUCUCGGCAAAGUAGUCCAGGUAACGAGUCUCUUGGAUGUGCUUGGAGAUAAAUGUUCUGUGGUUCCUGUUGAAUUCAAGCCGUUCCUAAAAUAAAAUGUGUUUUUCAAAGCCC